Messenger RNA from Linum trigynum, 2846 nucleotides. Lineage: Eukaryota; Viridiplantae; Streptophyta; Magnoliopsida; Malpighiales; Linaceae. The record is from the annotation of a GenBank genome assembly.
CUUUAAACGAACUUGGGCCUUACAACUCCCGUUAUCUCUUUCGAGACCCAACCUCCGAGGCCCAAUCGAGCAUAUUUGGGCCCACUGGUCAAACCAAGUCAAUAUUGUGAAAUGCAGGUGGUGAUAGAGAGAAACUCUCGAAAAUCUUCUGGUUCCCACGCGGGCACGGCCGACGACGGGGACUCCGAUACCGCGGAAAGCCGAUGGAAGAAGAACGAGACGGCGAAAGCUAUUCUCCCGAUGGUGAAGAAGCUACCGUACAACUAAACGGCACCGAUACAGUAAUCGAAGAAGCUACUGAGACGGAGGCGCAGUCGAGCUCCGGCGAACAUGAUUAUUCUUACUGGUCUUCAGUUAGGUUUGACGUUCCUCCACAUAGAAACUACCAUUUCUCUGCACAGUUCAGAGAUUCUCCUUACUCGAACAACUUCCUCAAAGGCGUCAAAUGGUCUCCUGAUGGCUCGUGCUUUCUUUCGAGCUCAGAGGACAAUAAGCUGCGGCUGUUUUCCCUACCAGAUUAUUACGAUGGCUGUGAUCCAUCUGCCUAUUCUGUAGCUUCUGGUACAGAUUCUUAUGGUGCAAGCGUUGUUGUGGACGAGGGGGAGCCCAUUUACGAUUUUUGUUGGUAUCCCUAUAUGAGUUCCUCAGAGCCCGUUAGCUGUGUGUUUGCUACUACUACUCGUGAUCAUCCAAUUCAUCUAUGGGAUGCUACUUCUGGCACGUUGCGUUGCACGUAUCGUGCUUAUGAUUCCGUGGAUGAAAUUACUGCUGCCAUUUCAGUUGCGUUUAAUCCUGAUGGAACCAAGAUAUUCGCUGGGUAUAACAAGUGUAUCAGAGUGUUUAAUGUUCAUCGCCCCGGUAGAGAUUUUAAACAGCACUCAACCCUUAAAGGAAACAAGGAAGGACAAACAGGGAUAAUAUCUGCCAUUGCAUUUUCUCCAUCUCAUACUGGGAUGCUAGCCACUGGUUCAUUCAGCCAGACAACUGCUAUUUACAGAGAAGACAAUAUGGAACUCUUGUAUCUACUUCAUGGACAAGAAGGUGGGAUUACACAUGUGCAAUUUUCAAAAGAUGGAAACUAUCUAUACACUGGAGGCCGGAAGGACCCGUAUAUCAUGUGCUGGGAUGUAAGGAAGGCUGUUGAAGUUGUUUAUAAGCUGUACAGGUCCUCAGCACAAACCAAUCAGCGGAUAUAUUUCGACGUUGAACCACUUGGAAGGCAUCUUGCCACCGGUGGUGAGGAUGGCUUGGUUCACAUCUAUGAUCUACAAACCGGGCAGUGGGUAUCUGGUUUUCAGGCUGCUUCAGACACAGUAAACGGCUUCUCUUUCCAUCCAUUCCUGCCUAUGGCUGUCUCUUCAUCUGGCCACCGAAGGUUUCAAGCCCCUGAUGAAGAAGAUGACAAUUUUCACCUUAGCGAAAAUGAAAAUUGUGUAUCAGUGUGGAGAUUAUCGUGUGAUUCUUCAACAGUGGAAACAGGGCACAGCAAUGAAUCUGAACAUGCAUGAGUCGUUUUGUACAUUUAACUGUUUUAACUUAUAUGCCCUGAUUUUGAUGGUGCAAUUUGGCUGAAAGUGGCUGAACUUCUCUGUUGGUAUGAAUAAUAAUUAUUGUUAUUAUAAUUGUUUUUGUUGUUGUUCUAUUUUUUUUUUUUUUCUCAAUUUCGACCAUGACAUUGAAGUUUGAACUGUUUAUAUCUUAACUGUUAUGUGGCUUGUAGUUGAUUCUUGGAGGGUUUCGGAAUGAGAUUUUAAUGCCUGGUGAUUUUGAAGCAAACGGUCAGCUUCUCAAAAUUCUUGUAUUUGAAAACCACCACCAGCCCUAAAUGAGUGAGUGCUGCAGUGUCCUGAGGUUAGGUGCUUUCGAUGGUGCUCAACGAUCUUCGGAUUGGUUGCGACUUGCGAGCUUGCACUCUUUGAACUUCAUUUUCCCGACGACGGAGAAGCUAACAAAUCUCCAAUUUCAAACAAGCUUUUAAUAUAGCCUAGAGGGCGAUCAUGUCUUGCAGGUGUUAAUGGAUGAAAGGACACGGAGGCAUGAGAGUCUGGUGACCACGAAAUUGGUUUUCGGUUUCGGCAACACAAAGUCACAGUAAGACAAUCGAAGGAUUUGUAAGGUUUCUAUUUUGAAGAUCUCAUUCGACAACAAGAACAUCAAGUGUUCUGUCCAAUAGAAAGGGGUCUUUUUUGUUUGCUCGAGCCUAUUGAUAUAGUUUGCGUCUCUCUUCGAUCAUGUCGUAAUCCAACGAUUAAGAAUGUGUGAGACGCAUUUCCACAUGAUCAACAUGCACUAAUCAUCCUUGCAUCAAAAUUCGAAGAAGGUUUGUAUAGGUGAUUAUUUACAAACAAUUAUAGAAGAAAAAUCAAUUAAUCCUGCUAUAUGUAAUUUCAUAUUCCAUUUUUUCUUCCUCCUAUUAGAAAUGAAUAAAAACAAUACUAAGAUAUUAACCUAUUGCUCUAACAAUAUAUUUUUUUUUGGCUGUUGUUAUUCAUGUGCUAGGUACCCAAAAAGGAUUAUGCUACAGAGAAUAUUUCAAAAUUUUGGGCAAACAUACUUUUAAGGUAAAUAGAAUUUGAACUUUUAGAAAUUACUAUGUGUCAGUUUGGUUCUGCUGUAGUUUUUGCAGAAGUAGCUCCUGACUUGAGUUUUUAGAGAAGUACUUUUCAAAAAAAUCAGUUGAGUGUUUGGUUGAAAAUUUAUUAAAAGUGCUUUUUAAUAUGAGAGGUUGUAUAAAAUGACUAUAAAGGACUUACAAUGUAAACUAUGAAUAAUAAUUCUAAACAAUAAAAUGUAUAGUCAAAAUGAAUCUUACUAGACUUCUUUUAUAUUAAAUCAUGUAAUUUUAU